This is a messenger RNA of Symsagittifera roscoffensis, 4331 nucleotides long. RefSeq names its product neurexin-1-like. The record is from RefSeq and is a predicted model, not a curated record. NCBI's taxonomy places the organism in Eukaryota, Metazoa, Xenacoelomorpha, Acoela, Convolutidae.
AUGGAUGACGGCCAUCAAGUAGUGCAGCUUAACAUCAUCUCACAAGUUUCGAGAGUCCACAGCACUUCGGAAUUGUCCAAUCCAUUCAAACCACUGAAGUGGACAGCCACCGUGGUGGUUGAACUGAGGUUGAAGCAAAAUUGUGUGGCUGAGGAACAAAUGAUGUCGGAUAAGCUAAGGCAGUAUGUGGAUAGCUGGGGACUUGAGACAACUGCUGUGUUGACACUUGCGCUUGGUUAUUGUAAAAUACUGUCCCUCCAACAGUGCACGGGUAUUGUGAAAGUGGUGGUUGCACUAUUGGUAGUGCAGCUUAACAUCAUCUCACAAGUUUUGAGAGUCCACAGCACUUCGGAAUUGUCCAAUCCAUUCAAACCACUGAAGUGGACAGCCACCGUGGUGGUUGAACUGAGGUUGAAGCAAAAUUGUGUGACUGAGGAACAAAUGAUGUCGGAUAAGCUAAGGCACUAUGUGGAUAGCUGGGGACUUGAGACAACUGCUGUGUUGACACUUGCGCUUGGUUAUUGUAAAACACUGUCCCUCCAACAUUGCACGGGUAUUGUGAAAGUGGUGGUUGCACUAUUGCUAACUGUCAUUAUCAACAACUACCUGCAAAGAAGCAAAGUAUUGCCAAUCAGAGCUAUUUCGGGUAACAACAAACAAUCAUCACUUUCUGCCUCUCAGACUGACAAGCAAUCACUCAACCCCCUCGACUCAACUAAGCUGCUACCUCGGACUAUGGCCAGCGUGUUUGUGGGGGGAACUCCUGCAAAUCAAUCAGAACAAACCUACCCUCAUGGAGUUUCUAGAACAUUCUAUGGCUGUAUGCGAAGGGCAGCUCUUGUCAGUUCCAUCCUUCAGAUAGCAGUGACAGUCUCGUCCGCACACGUGGUGGGCUCAAUAGAACAAGGCUGCUCAGGCUCCCAACUGGCAUGUCUGGAUCCCAUGCACUUCAGGGCACCCCAGUUCAACCAGCCGGCAGGCAUAUCGGCCGAACUGGACUGGACUCUAUCAGCAGGCGAACACAUCACAUUCACGUUCAAGACGAUAGAGCCCAAUGGUCUCAUUUUGAGCCUGCCCCCUCCUCCCUCAGUCUCGGUGGAGUCAUUCUCGGGGGGCAUAGUGGCAUUUGAACUGUGGGAGGGACUACUCUACCUUGUCAUCAAAGUGCAGAACUCACCCACCAUCAGACAACAACUCACCCCAUCAGGAACUCGAUCAUCGGACGGAAACUGGCGCCGGGUCACUUAUGUUAGAGACGGUGUCCAGUUCUCUGUGAAUGUCACCCGCAUAGACGAGACCGUCGAGGGACUGGAUACAUUCAGUACCACAGGGUCUUUUGACAAAGAUCUAUCUGGCAUCCUGAAGACUGGGGGUCUGCUGUACCUCGGAGGCACUUUGACUGUCCCAGAUCCACUGCAGAAUGAGGAGCGGUUUCCACAGGAGCUUUACUCUGUAUCACGGAGGCUGCCAUUUGUCGGCUGUGUGAAGUCAAUCGCCAUCAACAGCCAGCCGAUCGACCCCUUCUCUCUCCUGCAGACCCCCCGAGACACACCCACGAAUGCGGGGUGGGGCUGUGUGCAACAGGGGCUGCAGUGUCAGAGAGACCACUUGAGUUGCUCCAUGGGCAAUGGGGUGUGCUACGAGGGCUGGAACAGAUUCUUCUGCAAGUGCAACCCCACUUACGACGGAGAGUGGUGUCAAAAAGCGGCUGACGUCAUGACUUUCGACUGGAGCUCUGCAGACGAAGGCAGUCGGGUGCAACUCAUCGCAUCUUCAGACAAGAAGGGGGACACAUCCAGAAAAACCAGUACUACAGGUGGAGGCGGCGGGUGGGGAGGGGCGUACAAGUACUCAGUGCUCUACAUAUCAGUGCAGUUCCAGACUACCCGGACUAGGGGGACUGUGUUUGUCAUCUCCUCCAACCACACCUUCCACACCACAGCUCUCCUCAUAUCACACGGAAAACUGGUGCUCAAACUAGGCAUGCCAUCUACAGCGGAAGAUGAGAAGAGCAGAAAGCGAACAAGCAGUGGUCGAGCUCGUCGUCUGGUCGAGAUCCCCGAGAGUCACUUCGUGUCCGACGGGGAGUGGCACUCGGCCACAGUCUCAAUCGAUGAGCACAGUCUCCUCUUCUGGCUAGACUCUUACAGCGUCCUCAAAGGUCAGAAGGAUAAAUUGUGUGGUGGGGUGAAGUGUGAACACAGGGGUGUGUGUGUGAAAGAUGUGCAGACGGGACAGGACAAAUGUGACUGCACUCUCACUACAUACGAGGGCUCAGACUGCUCAAUAGCCGGUGCUACCUACAAAUUCAACGGGGGAGUGGCAGAGUUCGUCUAUCCCCCUCACCUUCGCAAAGACACCAGACGGUGGGAGAGGGACUACGUGGACCCCACCCGGGAUACUCUAGCGGUAUCUUUUGCCACUGAGAAGUCAGAGUGUGACAUGUUUCUCGCUUAUUCGUCCACUACUUCAGAAUUUCUCACUCUUUCACUCAAAAAUGGCAAACCCUUGGUGCAGUACAGCAUAGGCAAGAGUGUGCACAAAGUGAGAGAUUACUCUCUGGCUGAAGGCGUGAACGACGGACUAGAUCACACCAUUGUGUUCACAAGGACAGGUCCCAACAGCACCUUGAGCAUAGAUGACAGACCACUAUAUGUGUACACUAACCUCACGGAUGGUCUGAGUAUCUUCGAUGACCAGGCGGGUCUGCUGGUGGGAGGGGUGAGGACAAAGAGAGAGAUAGUGGACAUGCGCACAGAGGGCACUCUCACCAAGAGAUCUCACAGGGACUUCGUCGGCACUAUGAGUGGUCUCUACUUCAAUGGGAUGAAAGUGUUCUCCUAUCUCGCUUUCGACUCCCCCUUCACCAAAAGCUACGGGGUGCUGGAAAGACUGUCUGCGCCCCUCACAUUUGACCCCGAUGACCCUUUCCUCAACCCGGCCAGUGACCCUUCCUAUGACCCCAGAAUGGGCGACUGCAUUUUCGCGACCCAGAUGUAUCCUCCUUGUUCAAGUAAUAAUAACAACAACAACAACAAAGAUACAGAUUCUUCUGAUACACCGACUCGCACUAUGACACCUGAGAUAUCUACAAAACCCGACACCGACGACUCGGAUGAUACGAAGUUAACCCCCGAGUGCUUGUCAUGUGACAUUUUGGAUCCGACUCAGAACGACCAAGCACGUCCUAUUAAGGAUAAACAGAAACUAGAUGACAUGAAGUCACGAUUCGACGAUAGAGGAACCGACCAGUUGCUUCAAACAACUCGUGGUAUCCGAAUGUCAACGUCGGCAGCUGGAAUCACUAUCGGAAUAGUUACUUCAGUGGUAAUGGCGCUCCUCAUAUUAAUUUUCGCAGUUUACAAAAUGCGACACAAAAAUAUAAUCGAUCAAUACGGCGUGACCAUUGAAAUCUCGGAGAAAAACGGCGAAGCUCCUGGAAAACUUCCGAUUUUAACGACAAAUAAUAUUGACGACUUGAAUGCUACUAGUCGCGAGCAUGAAUUUGGAUUGACAAACCACGUCAUUAGUCAUAACCAGUUUAGCCCGAGUCAUAAACGAACUCCGUCAACCUCAAGUCAUCAUCACCAAGUUGAAAAAUCACAGUUAAAUGAUUUUGUUCACAAAAAUGGGAGUGCUAGUAAUGGAAAAGUAUCAAUCUUUAAACAUGCAAAUGGGGGUUGCACAACGAUAAAAGAAAGUAGUUUGAACAACAACAAUAUCAGUAGCUACGAAAGAAACACCAACACAUUUCCUAGAAGCGUGCUGGCAACGAACAAUAGUUGCAAUAUCGGCAGAACCACAAGUCCUCUUUUGGGUCAGGGGUCAGACUUGAGGUCAAAUUCAGGUCGCAGCAUUCAAGGGUCCUAUUUGGAUUCUCAAGAUACGACAAAUCGAAAAAUUUCUUACACAGAUUUCAAUGACGGACAGUUAAUUAACAUGCGUGAUUUAUCUCAUUUAAAGGAGUGGUACGUUUAAGUGCAAUCACGGUUCGAAGUACCAUUUUAUCAAUCGAAUUGGAAUCGAAUUCAAGUUCAUCUUACCAAUUCUUCCGAAAAUUGAACUCUGACGUUGGCAGGAAAAAAGCGUUAAAACAGUGUCAACUUAAUUUAACGUCAUUUGUUGACAGCUAAAAAGUAAAAAGGUAGAUUGAACAAACAAUGUUUAAAAGUGCCUUUCAAUUAAAAAUUCAGUUGAAUGUUAGGUUAUUUAAGAAUAUUGUGACAGAGCGGUGAUUUAAUUAUGCACUAAGCAAAUGCCAAAUUAAGCUGAAAUUUAGUUGUUAUCACUCAAUUCGUUGUUUUAUAUAGAUGUUUUAUAUUUUUGUUUCA